AUGUCCUCUCGAUUCUCCGGGCUCGUCUUUGCCGCCAUUUGCCUUGCUGCACGCGUCAACGCGAUUUUCCCUCUCGCUGGCCAGACUGUCGUAUACGCAACCGAUGUUAACAACGACAAGAGCUGUCUUACAGCCACCGCCAACGCAGACGGGGCAGCAGUCGUUGUUGGCUCAUGCAUACUGGGAACUGGCGGCACUGGCGCCCUCCCCGCUACCCAACAAUGGGUAACCACUGGUGGCGCCCAACAGGCUGGUCAAAUCAGGAUCUUCGGUGACAAGUGCUUGGAUGUCACCAACGGAAACACUGCGAACGGAGCCAAGCUGCAAAUAUGGACCUGCGCUGCUGGAAACACCAACCAGCAAUGGGUUUCAUCAGACUGGGUUACGUCCCACAUAACAUGGGCUAACAACAACAAGUGUGUCGACCUCACGGAUGGCGAUUCGACCGACGGAAAGCAGGUGCAAAUAUGGGAUUGUGACGCUGCCGGGACAAACAAAAACCAGAACUGGUCGCCUCUCCCGUUCAACGAGCCUGCAACCGUCCAAGCCGCCCUUAAAGCGAACACUAAUCUCUGUAUCGCCGCUUCCUCCACCACCCCUGGCUCCCCCGUCGUUGCCGCAACAUGCAAUGCCAACUCUGCUGCCCAAACAUGGCAAGCAGCUGCCGCUAGCACCAACGGCUACUUGAGCGUCUUCAACUCGACCCUUUGCCUCGCCCCCGAAUCCACACCCAUCGUUGCUGGCACCAAACUCGUUGCUGCGACGUGCCCUACCUCCAAGGUCGCUGCAGACCGCUGGGCGUUGUCUCUUAACACCAUUCGCAGCGCGCUUUCUGGCGUCGACUGGUGCGUUGACCUCACAGACGGCAAGCAGACAUCUGGCAACCAGCUCCAAGUCUGGAACUGCGUCGAAGGCAGCACUAACCAAGCAUGGAACUUCAAGUUCACCUUUCAAUAA
Mycena indigotica is the source of this 957-nucleotide messenger RNA. RefSeq lists its product as uncharacterized. Lineage: Eukaryota; Fungi; Basidiomycota; Agaricomycetes; Agaricales; Mycenaceae. The record is from RefSeq and is a predicted model, not a curated record. The transcript is spliced from 8 exons. Bases 1 to 957 code for a protein of 318 amino acids.